This is a messenger RNA of Scedosporium apiospermum, 2055 nucleotides long. RefSeq lists its product as uncharacterized. The record is from RefSeq and is a predicted model, not a curated record. The transcript has 4 exons. Lineage: Eukaryota; Fungi; Ascomycota; Sordariomycetes; Microascales; Microascaceae. Bases 1 to 2055 code for a protein of 684 amino acids. Gene Ontology annotation, biological process: carbohydrate metabolic process. Gene Ontology annotation, molecular function: hydrolase activity, hydrolyzing O-glycosyl compounds; chitin binding.
AUGACCGGCGUCAAGCGAGUCAUUUCAUUUGGCGGCUGGACGGAUUCCACUUCAGGGGGCAGAUCCUUCAUUCUCCGCGGGGCUAUAAGCACCGGACGCGAACAGUUCGCCAGAAACGUCGUCGACUUUAUCAUCCAGCAUGACCUUGACGGCCUUGACAUUGAUUGGGAGUACCCCGGUGCAAAGGACAUCGACGGAAUUGUCCCCGACGCGUCGGAUGGAGAGAACUACCUGGAGACGCUCAAGCUAAUCCGGAGUAUGCUCCCUUCGGGCAAGACGCUGGCCAUCGCCACACCUGCAUCGUUUUGGUACCUCCAAGGCUUCCCUAUUGCGGAAAUGGCCACAUAUCUGGAUUACAUCGUGUACAUGACAUACGAUCUUCACGGCCAGUGGGACUGGGGCAAGAAAUACGGCCAGAUAUCGUGCCCGACAGGAGACUGUCUGCUCUCCCAUGUCAAUUACACGGAAACCGAGAACGCACUAUCGAUGAUCACCAAAGCUGGAGUCCCAUCCAACAAGAUCAUCGUUGGGGUGACCAGCUACGGACGGUCAUUCCGCAUGGUCGAACCAGGCUGCACAGGCCCGGAAUGCAAGUACAUGGGUCCUGAGUCGGGCGCGAAAAAAGGGCUCUGUACCGGUACACCAGGGUAUCUAUCUGAUGCAGAGAUCAAUCAGAUUAUCCAGGACGGCACUAGCACCCCGUGGAAGGUUGAAGGAGAAGAUGCCGCCUCUAGCCUCCGGCGUAGAGAGGGUGUGCAGGUCUUCUACGACCACAAGAGCCAGUCCAACGUCCUUGUAUACGAUGACGUCGAGUGGGUGGCAUAUAUGAACAGAAGCAACAAGGAAGCACGCAAGUCCGCGUACCAAGCGCUCAACUUCGGCGGUAUCACAGACUGGGCCGUGGAUUUGCAGGAGUUUUCUCCGAACGAGUAUAUCACCCCUUUCGUGAUGAAGCAGUUGGCGGAAGGUGAGGAAUGCAAAUGGAGGUGGCUCGAGGGUGUCGACUGCCUGAACGAAGGAAUACGGAAUGCCUCCUCUCCGAAGAAAUGGCAAUGGCAUGAAGCUGCCACCGACUGCGCUUGGCGUUUCGUGAAGACCGAGUGGAGCAAGCAAAAGGGCAAUGAAUCCGGCGAAGUAUUUUCACUCUUUGUGUCGAAAAAAUUGAACGGUCCACGAAACUUCAACUGCCAAGAAAUGAGUAUCAAUGGGUGCUCUGGUAGCACUCCUCUCUGCACCGUCUUCCAGACUAUCGAGAGCGGCCCUGCUGCCAUGUUUAUCAUCAGCUCUUUCAUGAAACUCCACGAGAUCCUCCUUACCUUCUACGACGGCGUGGGGAGCGCUGCCCUAUCCUUCAUUACAGAUAUCGAUGAAUUUAUGGCGGUCUUCUCACCAGAUCCACCCGAGCAGAGAAAUGAUAUGAAUAUCUUUAUUGACAUUCUGGGUAUUGCCUUCACUUUUCUAGGUGUUGGCGUAUUUAAGACUCUUGGGACUGAAGGCAACAAAAAAGAUCUAAUGUGGAAUUUACUGGCAUUGGGUGGUAGUCUUAUCAAGGACAUUCCGAGCAACGAUAAAAAGAUUGACCGGAAGGCAAUCAUUUCAAUUGGCUUACACUAUUUGCAAGAUGGACUCAAGGAUGGCGUUUCCGAGUUUUCUCUGUACUUGCUCAGCGGUCGAGCGGAGGCCCUCCCCGUGCUGGACAAUCUCCUCUCUGACGGCAAGUUCAUCACCGGGGAGGAGUCCAGCGCAGAGGACUGGUCAAAGAAAACGAUGGAAAAUAACAACAUGCGACUCCUGUAUGCUUGGCUGAUCCCGAGUGCCUGGAGCCUUGCGCAGAGGAGCCCCGUGGUCAUCGAAGCCGGCGACUGUUCCCGGGGGACGGGAGAGUACGAGUGGAUCACUAGCUCCACGGCCGAGGAGACGGGAGGAUGCAUCGAUGGCCGGCAAUAUUUCCUCGUCACAACCGCUGUUGAAUGGGAAUCUGAGACUCCAAAUUGCUUCUGUGCAUCACCGUUGCAUGGGAGGACCACCACUAUGCUGGACACCGGGGAGCAAUAA